UCUCUCUUUUUUCUUUCCUUUUAUGCUUGUAUUUUUCUUGCUUCUAUACAUAUUUAUGGACGUCUUUAUACAUGAUGUCUUAGUUGUACCAUGUCCCCCCAUGACAUCAGCAGCAUUGAAAUUAAACAUCAGUUCAUAUUGUAAGAUACACAAAAGUAUGUGUUACACAACAAGGCGAAAGAUGAAGACAAGUACACAGUCUAGAAUCUCUUUCUUUCUAAACUAUAGGGUGUAUACUCUAACAUUUAAGUAUUUUUCUGUAUUGCAUAAAUUUAAUGUCCUGUCUGUGUACAUUGCCGUGACUGAAAUUUAAUUCUUAAUAUUUUUUUUUUGUGCUUUGUCUUAGCCUUUUCUUCCUUUAAAGUAUGAAUCGUUCUAAAGAAGAUCUUACCAAGUUGGACAUACGGCAGCGUACAAGCUCAAACAACUCACCAAGUAGCUUACAAGAAGUGGCUAUUGAACAAGAUCAACAAGAUCUCUAUAAAGAGAAAAAAUUAUUAAAAAAAUUAGACUGGCGUAUUGUGCCCUGGAUAUUUUGUCUCUAUUUUCUAUCUGUAGAAGACAGAUCCAAUGUUGGUUUUGCUAUGACAAUGAAUAAAGCAGAAAACCAUACAUUAAUGGAUACAUCUGGAUUGACACCUCAACAAAACAAUAUUGGCCUUGGGCUAUUUUAUGUUGCUUAUAUUUUGUUUGAAGUGCCAUCCAACUUAUUGAUGGCCCACGUCAAUCCUGCUCAUUGGAUAGCACGUAUUAUGAUUACAUGGAGUAUAGUCACAGGCUGUAUGGCAGCCAUUUCAAAGCCAUGGCAUUUCUAUCUAUUACGUUUCUUGUUAGGUGCUUUUGAAGCUGGAUUCUGGCCUGGCAUUACUUACUACAACACAUUAUGGUAUCGCCCUGAAGAAAUAUCUACUCGCAUUGGUGUCACUUAUUUAGCUGGUCCUGCGUCAGGUGCAUUUGGUGGUCUUAUUUCUGCCGGUGUUCAAUUGAUUGACACAAGAGCUAAUUUAUACGGCUGGCAAUGGCUCUUUAUUAUUUCUGCUCUUAUUUCUAUCCUGUUUGGUAUUGCUACCAUCUUUUAUUUACCCUCAACACCCGAAAAAUCAACUCGGUUUUUGAAUGAAGAUGAACGGACUCAAAUCAAAAGACGUUUAGAGAACAACAAUAUACCCAAGACAGCUGAAUCAGUGCAAGAACGUAACCUCAAGCGUAAUUUCACACAUGUCUUGAGUGAACUAAAGGACUUUAAGGUAUGGUUAUUCUGUGUGCUCUAUUUUACGCCUGUUAUGGCAGCAACUUCAUUGGGUUAUUUUCUACCCAAGAUUGUACAACAAAUGGGUACUUAUACAUCUAUUCAAGUCAGUUUACUCUGUAUUCCUCCCUAUGCAUUUGGGGGUUUCAUGGUCUAUGUGGUAACUCGUCUCAGUGAUCAUUUUAGAAACAGAGGAUGGUUUAUUAUUGGUGCUUCAUGUACUGCUUUUAUUGGGUUCUGUGUCUUGACAUUCGCAGAGCCUAUUGGUGCUCGUUAUUUUGGCCUUAUGAUUCUUGCUGCAGGUACAUACCCUACUGUGCCAUUGAGUAUGGCAUGGACGGCCAAUUCAAAAGAUGACCCUGUCUCUGUAGCAUCAGCCACAGGCAUUGUGUCUUCUGUAGCUAAUUUUGGUGCUCUUAUCUGUACAUUUGCACUCUAUUCAGGAUGGCCUUCUGAUGCACCAAGAUAUAUGGGAUCAAACAUGAUUAAUGGAGGUGCUAUGCUAUUGGCUGCCAUCAGUGCAUUUGUGCUUCGAACACACUUGUCAAAACUAAACAAACAGAUUGAAAGCCAAGGUAUCGCAGGCGAUCGUACAUUUCCUUAUAUUCUAUAGAAUUUUUUAUUUUUAUUU
This is a messenger RNA of Gilbertella persicaria, 1880 nucleotides long. RefSeq names its product major facilitator superfamily domain-containing protein. Gene Ontology annotation, cellular component: membrane. Gene Ontology annotation, molecular function: dethiobiotin transmembrane transporter activity; biotin transmembrane transporter activity; solute:proton symporter activity. Gene Ontology annotation, biological process: biotin import across plasma membrane. Bases 366 to 1862 code for a protein of 498 amino acids. The record is from RefSeq and is a predicted model, not a curated record. Lineage: Eukaryota; Fungi; Mucoromycota; Mucoromycetes; Mucorales; Choanephoraceae. The transcript has 2 exons.